AUGGCUCCGCCACUGGUGAUAACUGUAAUGGUUGUAGCAAUAGCUUUCUUCAUGAUCGGUUCCGACAAUGUCAACAUGGCGAAAGCUCAGCUCUGUGGAGCUAAUCUGUCGGGACUGGUGAACGAGUGUCAACGUUACGUUAGCAACGCCGGACCAAAUUCUCCGCCGCCGUCUCGGUCCUGUUGUGCUCUGAUCCGUCCUAUAGAUGUACCGUGUGGUUGUCGCUACGUUACUAGGGAUGUUACGAACGAUUUUGAUAUGGACAAAUUGAUUUACGUUGCUCGUUCUUGUGGCAAGAAGAUUCCAUCUGGCUAUAAAUGUGGAAGUUACACCAUUCCGGCGGCUUAG
Molecule: messenger RNA, 348 nt
Organism: Brassica oleracea var. oleracea
Lineage: Eukaryota; Viridiplantae; Streptophyta; Magnoliopsida; Brassicales; Brassicaceae
Exons: 2
Coding region: 1-348 (115 amino acids)
Source: RefSeq, a predicted model, not a curated record